UUGGAGAGGAGUUUUAUCGACUGCCGGGUUAACAGGUGACGAUUGUUUUGUUUUCACGUCUGCAGGACAAUUUCCAAUCUCCUGCGCUUCCCAUUUGUGUGGGAAAGAUGCUGAGGCCCAAGCUGCUGACUCAGGUGCUGGGCCAGGCCAACACGGGCGGCGUGGAGAACACACUCCUCCUGAAUCACGAGGGAAGUCUCCUGGCGUACUCGGGCUACGGCGACAAGGAUGCCCGGGUAACUGCUGCGAUUGCCAGCAACGUCUGGUCUGCGUACGAGAAACAUGGACGGAAUACAUUUAGAAGGAGCGACGAUCACCUCCAAGUGGUUCUGUUGCAGUGCGACAACGGCAACGUUGCAAUUAUUCAGGUGGCAAACUUGCUGCUGUGCCUGUACGCCAAGGAGAGCGUGGGCCUGGGGAUGCUGAGCCAGAAGGCACAGGCGCUGGCCACGUACCUGGAGGAGCCGCUCAAAGAGAUCGCUUCUUCCACUUCUUAAGCCUAUUAUAAAUUCUAUUCUCUAUUUUCAUGCCUUUUUGUACACCAACAGUGAGUAGUGUUGAUUGAUUGAUGAAGAAUUGACGCUCUUGAGGGAGUUUUUCACAGAAAAUUCCCGGA
This is a messenger RNA of Phlebotomus argentipes, 616 nucleotides long. It is a transcript of the gene Lamtor2, whose product is annotated as ragulator complex protein LAMTOR2 homolog. The transcript is spliced from 3 exons. Gene Ontology annotation, biological process: positive regulation of TOR signaling; cellular response to amino acid stimulus. The record is from RefSeq and is a predicted model, not a curated record. Gene Ontology annotation, cellular component: Ragulator complex. The coding region runs from base 108 to 497 and encodes 129 amino acids. NCBI's taxonomy places the organism in Eukaryota, Metazoa, Arthropoda, Insecta, Diptera, Psychodidae. Gene Ontology annotation, molecular function: molecular adaptor activity; guanyl-nucleotide exchange factor activity.